Messenger RNA from Anisakis simplex (herring worm), 2577 nucleotides. The record is from the annotation of a GenBank genome assembly. NCBI's taxonomy places the organism in Eukaryota, Metazoa, Nematoda, Chromadorea, Rhabditida, Anisakidae.
AUGGCAUCAGCAAUGGAUUUGAAUUCCUCUUCAAGAAAUCCGAAACGUGGUGGCUCCAAGCAUGCUGUCCACAGCACAAUUGCUUCCUCAGCGAUGCGUGUAUUCCAGCAUUGGAAUUCCAAUGAAACAAAUCGCAUAUUCGACAUAACGAAAGCAUUAGGACGUUUGAUGACCGUGUUAAAUGACGAGAAGCAGCGAUUAUCGGAUCCAAUUGAGUCACUCGUACUGAAUUUUGUUCGUCAAUACUGGGAUUAUGUGUUGGAAUUUGUUUGCCACGAAUGUGUGCACAUAUUCGGAACGCUCAUUUCGUUGCAUCGAAACAAGUGCCAUUAUCACAAAUUGCUGACUGAUAAGAUGGCUGAUAGCAAACAAGGCAACAAUAGUACUAAUGAGAAUAAUUCUGUGGACACGAGUAAUGCUUCCGCCAUUUUGGUUAAUACUGAUGAUAAGGGUAGUGAUAACUCGGGAUUGGUUAUCAGUGCUAUCAGUGGAGAGCGUCCGUGUGCGUGGAUUUUGAACAUAGCUGAAUGGUUAUUGGUGGAUUCAGCGAAAUGGCCACGAAGUCAUUUCAGAUGUCUCUUGGUUUUUAUGGAGCAGUAUCCAACGGUGAUAUGCCAACUUCCCGAUAAAUUUAUUUGCACACUUUAUGGACGAAUUGGAAAUCCAACUCUAACUCUAGCGGUUUGCUAUUGCUUUAUUAGCAUUUUAUCGUUCGAUUUGACUGUUUGUUCAAAAAUCAGUGAUUUGAUAGUGUACGAUCUAUUGAAAUGUUUGAGUAAGGAUUCAAAACGUUGCGAAUUGCAUUCAAAACUGUUGACGGAAGUGUUGUGUUCAUCAAGUGAGCAAGUUCGAAUGGCCUCUCGAGAACGUUUGAUACCGAUUAUGUUCAAAGAUAGUCAACUAACGAAAUGGAUUAUCACACGUUUUGCCGUUCAUUUGGCCGAAGAUAUCAGUGAUGAUCGACGAUUGGAUGCAGUGUUAUCGUUAUCCAAGUACUGCAUAUCGCAUCAGAAGUCAUUUUCGAACGCUUCGGAAUAUUGUAAAUGGAGCGAUUUCAUCGACGAAAAGCGUUUCGCUCAAGCUCUAUUGCAUUCGCAAUCAUUCAUACGUCUCUCAGCAUGGUCUCUGAUCAGUGAACAUCCGAAGUUAACGCUUCAAAUUCAAGAGCGAGAAGUCGACUUCAUAAAAGCAUUUCUGCUAACGAAUAUGGCUGAACAAUGUCCAUCGACAAGGCAAAAAAUUCUGGCUGGACUCAGGAAGGUGUUCAUCCGGCUUCGUGAAAUCUCUCAAUCGCUAAUGAAACAACAACAACAACAACGGAAAAUCUCAAAUGAACACGAUACUACGGACAGUCUCAGUCACACGCUGUUGCAAUGCUAUACGAAUUUUUUGAUUUGGUUGAAAGAUUUUUGUAUCGAAUGCCUGGAUUGCGGUGCAAAUUUUAGCCGUCGUAUAAUGGCUCUACACAUUCUCGAUUAUAUCUUCAAGCAGCCUUUCUUAAGAGAUCAAAACAAAGAUUUAUUCUUCAAUUCGAUCAAGAAACAGAUAUGUUUGAGUAAAGAGGAUCAUGCAAAACUGUUGAGCAUUCUGGACGAUUCGUAUCAGUUAUGUCAAACGCUUGCCAUUGAUUUGCUGGAUAUGAGUGAUUUUCUGGCCGAAACGAAGCACGUGAUGCUGUCAUCGGUUCGCUCGAACAAUUCGGAGUCGGCCAGCUAUCGUAUUCGAUAUUUCAUUUUCAAAAGCACGCGAUCAGAUGUUGACGCAUUAUUCAAGUAUCUGAUUGCGUUGUGUGCUCAACGAAUUCAGCUUAUCGGCGAUAAUCUGCUGAUGUUGACAAAUCAAAAUGGUUCUUUGCAUCCAAUCCUGAACGCAAUCGCCACCAUUGUUGAAUGUAUGCAAUGGGAUAAGUUGAGUGCCGAUGAAUCAAGAGAAUGGCGUCACAACAUUGCCGAACUUCUGUUGCCUCUAUGCGCUCGAGUUGGUGAUUUAGUAUCGCCUGUCGUACGGAGUAUGUCGCCUGAGGGCUACCUGCCUGAGAAUUUCAUCACCGAUAAAGAUAUGAGUUGUGUAUCUGAUUUGGUAUCGUUAGCAGAAACAAGUCAGUUGUUAUUAGUGGGUUGUUGGCGUGCACACAAGCACAUAUCAACUCUUUUACACUCGAUUGCCGAAAAGGUACCAUAUCCUGAAAUGAUAUCAACCGAGGUUGUGGGUCGAAUCGGUGAUUAUUAUUGGUUGCAUUUAACCGAAUGCAAACACUGUGGUGCAUUCGAGUUAGCCGUUCAAGGUUUUGAGGCGUUAUGCAAACGAUUGUGGAAGAUUCAAGAGAGGCGACGAGAUUGUUCGAACGAUAAGGACAAGGACUUACCGAAUCCUGAAAAGUGGUUAGACGAUAUCAUUGUGGCUAUUAAAGGUGGAGAUGAUAAAACCAAGUUGUGUUCUACGCGUCGUAGCGCUGGACUGCCUUUCAUGGUUUGUGCAAUCUUAGGAACUGAACCAAAAUCACGAGAUUCGAAAUGCUUGCGAAAAGCUUUAAGCAAACUGUUGGAGUUCGAUGACCUUACGCCAGAGUUACAGUAA